AACUAUUCUAUUUUUUUGUUCGACUUGCAACGAGAUUGACUAUUAAAAUGUUUUUAAGGAUCAUUUUGUCUUGUUUCGUUUGGGUCGUUACAGAGGCCAACCCAACGUUGACAAUCACGCCAUCAUCAGUAAUCAUCGGCGGUGACGCGAAUGACGUCACAACGACCUCACCAUUGUAUGUCAACAUAGAAUGUCGAAUGUCCGGGGUUCAGCAAGUUUACUCCUUGUACAUAAAGCGCGGCCCCACUCAGGACAGUCUAGCUGAAAUAAGUAUUGGUAAUCCGCCUAGAGUAAGCACCAAUGCGCCUAACGACAUCUUGCAGAAAAUACCGGAAGUGACGGGCAUGCUUGGAACUUCCGGAAACUUGCUUAGUGUGCGCUACCGGCAAGACCGGUUGGACUGCGUCGACGGAAACUCUUACCAAUGUAAGGUCUUUUACAAACCGAACAACGGGGACACUAUGACUGCGAACGCCUCAGCCAUAUUGUCUGUUUCCGUGCGUCCGGGGAACCUGCAGUUGCUGGCCGCCCGCGUUGUUAACGAAUUCAUGACGGAACCGGUAAUGAACAACUCCCUCGUGCAGCCCGGGGAGCAGCUUGAGCUCACGUGCACUGGCAGUAUCGGAGCUUCCCCAGAUGCCCCCAUCCAGUGGUUUCGGCGGACGUCUGGGAGCCAGCUCGUGUUCCAGUAUUUCACCCCGAUUCGAGACGCAGACUACAUCUCUGAGGGUGGAGCUUCCGGCAUCUCGACGCCCAUCUGCCAUUAUUCGCGGACGUCCAUGCUGCGCUACACGGUAGAAGCAGCGGACUCAGGUUUGGGCUUCCGGUGCCAGGUGACGUCACAGCAACAGAUGACGUACACGGCACACUCACCGGAUUACACGUUCAUGCUCGAAAAGUGA
Mya arenaria is the source of this 902-nucleotide messenger RNA. RefSeq lists its product as uncharacterized. The record is from RefSeq and is a predicted model, not a curated record. Bases 48 to 902 code for a protein of 284 amino acids. NCBI's taxonomy places the organism in Eukaryota, Metazoa, Mollusca, Bivalvia, Myida, Myidae. The transcript has 5 exons.